AUGGAGUUAGUAACAAUGCCACCCACAUUUCCUAGCAUCUUUGAUGCAUAUACAUAUGCAGUCCAACAUAUAAGGGCGUACAGUUUAGCUUUGCUACAGUAUGAGGAUAACGACGUAGUCUUAUGCGAGAAUUUUCCCGCAAGCCUCACGGGAGAAGCUUUGAAAUGGUUCGACGGAUUACCAUUAGGCACAAUAAGGUCAUUCCAGCACUUGCAAAGUAUGUUCUUGGGGCAUUACAUCAGCAAUAAUAUGCUAAAUCCAGGAAUCGAGAAAGUAUUCAGCCUGCGAAAGAGAACAAAUGAAACUUUGCGAGCCAUGACCACUAUAUGGAGGACCAUGUGUAUUGAAGUGGCAAAACGAGUGGACGAAAGAAAUAUAAUCCUAGCAUUUAUCAAUGCACAAUUUCCAACUGAUUUGUUGUACACGCAGAUAUUGAGGAUGAAGGACAGAAUAACCAUGGGGGAGUUGCGCGAGUACCAAGAAGAGUACAUUUCUCUCGUGUAA
Messenger RNA from Papaver somniferum (opium poppy), 504 nucleotides. RefSeq lists its product as uncharacterized. Lineage: Eukaryota; Viridiplantae; Streptophyta; Magnoliopsida; Ranunculales; Papaveraceae. The record is from RefSeq and is a predicted model, not a curated record. The coding region runs from base 1 to 504 and encodes 167 amino acids. The transcript has a single exon.